Molecule: messenger RNA, 2054 nt
Organism: Arachis stenosperma
Lineage: Eukaryota; Viridiplantae; Streptophyta; Magnoliopsida; Fabales; Fabaceae
Product: DEAD-box ATP-dependent RNA helicase 39-like
Exons: 9
Coding region: 79-1953 (624 amino acids)
Molecular function (GO): nucleic acid binding; RNA helicase activity; ATP binding
Source: RefSeq, a predicted model, not a curated record
CCUUCACCAUUCUAUCUGAAGCUGAAGUGCUGAACCUAAAACUCGAAAACAGAGUAAGGUGUUGCCACGACAACAGUAAUGGCGGGAGCUACAGCAAGAACCCUCUUCUUCACCGUCUUUCUCUCUUCCUCCUCCUUCACGCGCCUCUCUCGUCGCUCCAAUCUCAUCCCACUCCUCACGCGCUCUAAGCCCAUCAUCAAUGUUCCGCCGCCACGGUUCAGGACCUUGUGUUCUGUCGCCACCGCACCGGAAACUUCGGACACCGAUCACCAGACGAAGCACUCCGUCCUCCUCGAGAAGCUCAGAGCGAGACAUCUCAAGGACAGUGCAAAGAGCUCAGAACUCAAGAGUAAGGACCAAACAAAGAAGAAUUCUUCUUCUUCUUCUGGUGAAAGUGAGAAUUUUGAUGGGGUGGUGGUGAAAAAGAAUAAGCUUGUUGGGAGUUUUGAAGAAUUGGGUUUGAGUGAAGAGGUUAUGGGUUCUGUUAGGGAAAUGGGUAUUGAAGUUCCCACUGAGAUUCAGUGUAUUGGUGUUCCUGCUGUCUUGCAAGAGAACAGUGUUGUGUUGGGUUCUCACACUGGCUCUGGCAAAACCCUUGCUUACUUGCUUCCCCUUGUUCAGUUGCUAAGACGGGACGAACAGUUGAAUGGAAUACAGUUAAAGCCCAGGCGACCGCGUGCUGUUGUGCUGUGCCCUACGAGGGAGUUGUGUGAGCAGGUUUUUCGAGUUGCGAAAUCAAUUAGUCAUCAUGCGCGGUUCAGGUGCACAAUGGUAAGUGGUGGCGGCCGUAUUAGGCCUCAAGAGGAUUCACUUAAUAACCCCAUUGAUAUAGUAGUUGGUACCCCUGGAAGGAUUCUUCAACAUAUUGAGGAGGGCAACCUGGUGUAUGGCGACAUCAAAUACUUGGUAUUGGAUGAGGCAGAUACAAUGUUUGAUCGUGGCUUUGGUCCUGAUAUACGCAAAUUUCUGGCCCCAUUGAAACAUCGCGCAUCAAAGUCUGAUGGCCUAGGUUUUCAGACCGUCUUGGUAACUGCAACAAUGACAAAGGCUGUGCAAAAGCUAAUUGAUGAGGAGUUUCAGGGCAUUGUACAUCUGCGAACAUCAACAUUGCAUAAAAAGAUUUCUUCUGCUCGUCACGAUUUUAUUAAACUUUCGGGUUCUGAGAACAAGCUGGAAGCAUUACUUCAGGUACUUGUGCCAAGCCGAGCAAAAGGCAACAAGGUGAUGGUUUUUUGCAAUACUUUGGACUCUAGCCGUGCGGUGGAUCACUACCUUGUUGAAAAUAUGAUUCCUACUGUCAACUACCAUGGGGAAGUACCAGCAGAGCAAAGGGUUGAAAACCUCAAUAAGUUUAAGAAUGACAUUGAUGAUCGUCCAACAUUAGUUUGCACAGACUUGGCCGCUAGGGGUCUGGACUUGGAUGUAGACCAUGUUGUUAUGUUUGACUUCCCCUUGAACUCUAUCGAUUACCUUCAUCGGACUGGUAGAACUGCUCGUAUGGGUGCAAAAGGGAAAGUAACCAGUUUGGUUACAAAGAAGGACUUGAUCUUGGCCACUAGAAUAGAGGAGGCAAUGAGGAAGAAUGAGAGUUUGGAAGCUAUCACCAAAGAAGGAGUACGAAGGGAUAUCGCCAGGACCCAAGUUAAUGGGCAGAGUGGGAAGGACAGAAAACUAGUUAAAGUUUCUAAAGUUAAGAACAAUCCUGGUGGACGUGCCAGUUCAGGGAAUAAAGGAUCGGAUUUGAAAUCCCGAAAAGGAUCUUCUUCAGAAAGAUCUAUGAAGAAAGGGAUUAAGGUUUCAAAUUCUGUAAAAUCCUCCAGUGCAAAUGGCUCAAGAAAAGCUUCUUCAGGGUAUAAGCAAACAAGUAAAAGGACCAGUGCCACCAAAUCGACAAAUUCUAAACUCAGUGUUGUCGGGUUUAGGGGUCGGAACUCAUCAUCAAACCCCUUGUGAAGUGGGUUGGUGUCUCAUACUGUAACCAAGUAGUAAGUACAUGGCUUUCAGUUCUGUAUUAGAAAUUCUUUCAGUAGUAAAAAAUGUUAUAUUGAUUUCCA